Molecule: messenger RNA, 2545 nt
Organism: Acanthopagrus latus (yellowfin seabream)
Lineage: Eukaryota; Metazoa; Chordata; Actinopteri; Spariformes; Sparidae
Gene: kcnj11
Product: potassium inwardly rectifying channel subfamily J member 11
Exons: 2
Coding region: 954-2111 (385 amino acids)
Biological process (GO): regulation of monoatomic ion transmembrane transport; potassium ion import across plasma membrane
Cellular component (GO): plasma membrane
Molecular function (GO): ATP-activated inward rectifier potassium channel activity
Source: RefSeq, a predicted model, not a curated record
GCAGCUGAGGAGUACAUGAUGCUGUCGGCUGAGGCAGGGAGCCAAGAAGCAAGGCAUAGUGAUCAUCUUCAAAUACCCCGGGGUGUCGGGGAGGCGGGAGGCUCCGGCUGCUGCUGCCAGGACUCACACCUGACAUCAGUUCCAUGGUGACACCAGGAGCCUCUCAAAUAAAGUCUUUCCACAGAGAAGCUGAACAGGACGGUGAGAGUUUGAAAACAGGCCUGCAUGUUCCUGAAAAGACUGAAUGUGGAGCCUGUGGGUGUCACACUUUGUCUUAAUGUAAAGCUGAUUUCACACCAAGCAGCCUGAGGACGAUGUGCACUACAUUCAGCUCAUUAUAUAUUCAGCGUGAGCUUCACAUCUGCACGGGUUUGGUGCGUAAUUGGCUCACUUCUCCAUUCUGUUUGAGAAUCACUGAGAGGGCACCGCGGAGGUGGAGGAGGCAGGGAGGGAAGGAGGGGAGGGAGGGACUGCCUCCUCCACCUCACCGCGUCUCCAUCUCACGUUACCGAGCUGCACUGAAGUGGCGGAGUCAGCAGAGAGCCGACUGCGCCACUGAAACCUGCCUUCUCACGCAAAGGUGAUAAAACUCCGCUCAGAGGCCGAUGAUUCUGCCGCAGCAACAUUUUACAUCUUACUGAAUCUUCCUGCACGCCCGAGGCAGAGCACCAUGGCACAGCGUGCUGUGGCCCAACUACAUGUGUGGACGGUCGGUCUUAGUCGUGACUGACGGCAGCAGCUGCGGAGCUGGAAGGAGAAUCUUCUCAUGGGACUCCCGCAGUUGUGAAGCGCCUGAUCUGGAAACGUGAGCAGCGCGCAUAGCUCCGGGAAACCGGCGACAACAAGACUGUCCUCCCGACUGGUGAGAAAAGAGCGACAGCGAGGAAAGUUCUCCAUCUUCCAGCCGAACCAGAGCCAAAAAGAAGCCUGUGGUUCCGUAGUAUGGGAGCGAUAUGUUGUCCAGGAAAGGACUCAUCCCUGAGGAUUACCUGCUGACACGGUUGGCUGAGGAUGUCCUGCAGCAGCCCAAGUUCCGGGCGAAGCCGGGGAAGGCUCGCUUCGUCGCCAAGAACGGCACCUGCAAUGUGGCGCACACCAACAUCCGAGAACAGGGCCGAUUCUUGCAGGACGUCUUCACCACCCUGGUGGAUUUAAAAUGGCUCCACACGCUCAUCAUUUUCACCAUGUCCUUCCUGUGCAGCUGGCUCCUCUUCGGGAUGAUCUGGUGGCUCAUCGCCUUCGCGCACGGCGACCUGGACGAGAGAGGAGGCGACUUCGUCCCGUGCGUAACGGACAUCCACUCCUUCUCCUCCGCCUUCCUCUUCUCCAUUGAGGUCCAGGUGACCAUCGGCUUCGGGGGCCGGAUGGUCACGGAGGAGUGCGUCUCCGCCAUCAUCAUCCUGAUCGUGCAGAACAUCGUCGGGCUGGUCAUCAACGCCAUCAUGCUCGGCUGCAUCUUCAUGAAAACCGCGCAGGCCAACCGGCGCGCCGAGACGCUCAUUUUCAGCAAGCACGCCGUCAUCUCCGUCCGGAACAACAAGCUGUGCUUCAUGAUCCGCAUCGGGGACCUGAGGAAGAGCAUGAUCAUCAGCGCCACCGUGCGGAUGCAGGUGGUGAAGAAAACCACCACCGAGGAGGGCGAGGUGGUUCCUCUGGACCAGAUCGACAUCCACAUGGACAACCCGGUGGGGACCAACGGCGUCUUCCUCGUGUCCCCCCUCAUCAUCUGCCACGUGAUCGACAAGAACAGCCCUCUGUACCAGCUGUCCGCCUCCGACCUGCAGCACGAGGACAUCGAGGUGAUCGUGGUGCUGGAGGGGGUGGUGGAGACCACCGGCAUCACCACGCAGGCCAGGACGUCGUACGUGUCGGAGGAGAUCCUGUGGGGGCAGCGCUUCGUGCCCACCGUGUCCGAGGAGGACGGCAUGUACGCGGUGGACUACUCCAAGUUCGGCAACACCGUGAAGGUUCCGACCCCGUGCUGCAGCGCCAAGAAACUGGACCAGGCUGGUGGCAUCGCCCGCUUCAAGCUGGAGGAGGGCGUCACCUUGCGGGCGUCUGUGAGAAGGCGGCGCGGCGGCACGGUGCGCAGGUCCAGGAUGGAGAGCUGAUCCGCGUUUUCUACCAGAGCUGCUGAAGGUCAGUGUGAAGAGGAUCGUGUCACGUGACUGUUCUGGCGCGCAGAAUGAACCGGAAGUCCAAUUUGAAUGUGUUUUAUCUUUUAUUAUUAUUAUUAUUCUUUUUUAAUCCAGAGUGACUGCAUGUGUCUGAGAGCAAUAAAGGAGAGAGUCUCAUGUGACGUGUGUUGUGGAGAUUAAAGGGCCAGUCUGCCUGUUAAACACUGCAGCAGAGCUACAGGCCUGAUGGAGGCAGAGAAGCACUUUAUGAUAAUUAAACACUAAUAAAUGGUGAAUCAAAAGUACAGAUCAUAAUUUUUUCACUGCUGACAAACAAUCACAUGCUUUGUAAACCAUUUAUUAAAGCAACAUUAUGUAGAAAUGGUCAUUCUGUGUGAUUCAGCGCCCUCCACAGUUUCUAAGUGUGA